Molecule: messenger RNA, 543 nt
Organism: Soboliphyme baturini
Lineage: Eukaryota; Metazoa; Nematoda; Enoplea; Dioctophymatida; Soboliphymatidae
Source: the annotation of a GenBank genome assembly
AUGGUUGAAAUCUUUAAGCGUAAAGUGAAAGACCUUACCGCUAGCUGCUAUAACUGUAUACAAGAAUGGCAGUCGUCCGUUAAAGCAAAUGUGUCAUUGCUUGAGCAGAUAGGCAGCCGCCGGUUAACGUUGUUAGCCGACCAGGAGUCUGGCAGCGAUGCUGCCCUCGAUCAGCAGCUCACAGAGCUCUGUGGGAAACUCGUCGCAGUGGUUGACCUGUUCGAGCAUCGCUGUCGCAGAAUAGAAAAAAUUCAUGCAGAUCUUGUGGCCUUGCAGAAUUACGCAGCUGCUACAAACCUCGACGCUGACCUUCUAUUGGGUUGUUGCCAGUUUUCAUAUCUGAUUACGUUAUUGGAAGACUUGCACAAAUCUUGCGUCAAGGAACUACAGUGCAAAAGAGCAGUGGCACAGGAGAUCGCUUUCUCACCUUCAAAGGACUUUGUCACUAUGUGCAUCGCGGCAUGGAUUCAUCAGCCUUGCUUGGAAACUGAUCUUUUGUGUCGCACAUCUUAUGCAGUAUUUCUGUGUUCAGACAGGCUUUAG